CUUCCUACUUAAUCCCGCGUCACCCCUCCAUCUACCCAUUAGUAGAUAUCCUUCUCUUAAUCCUUUUUGGAGUGCUAGACAUUCCCCCUCGAACAAAGAUCCUCAACAUUCCAAGAUCAACCUCGAGACACAGCUACCCAACCUAAUCAACAUGUCUGGCGCAGUCGCUGAUCUCGGCCUCAUCGGCCUGGCCGUCAUGGGCCAGAACCUUAUUCUGAACAUGGCCGACCAUGGCUUCACCAUCUGCGCCUUCAACCGUACCGUCUCCAAGGUCGACAACUUCUUGGCCAACGAGGCCAAGGGCAAGUCGAUCGUCGGCGCCCACUCUACAGAGGAGUUCGUCUCCAAGCUCAAGUCGCCGCGCCGGAUCAUGCUCCUGGUCCAGGCCGGCAAGGCCGUCGACGACUGGAUUGAGACCCUCCUGCCCCUGCUGAGCAAGGGUGACAUCAUCAUCGACGGUGGCAACUCCUUCUUCCCCGACUCUAACAGGAGGAUGAAGUACCUUGAGUCCAAGGGUCUCCAGUUCGUCGGCUCCGGUGUUUCCGGUGGUGAGGAGGGUGCCCGCUACGGUCCCUCCAUCAUGCCCGGUGGCUCCGAGGCUGCCUGGCCCCACAUUAAGGACAUCUUCCAGAGCAUAUCCGCCAAGAGCGACGGCGAGGCAUGCUGUGAGUGGGUUGGUGACGAGGGUGCUGGCCACUACGUCAAGAUGGUGCACAACGGUAUCGAGUACGGUGACAUGCAGCUCAUCUGCGAGGCCUACGACAUCAUGAAGCGUGGUCUCGGCAUGUCCAACAAGGAAAUUGGUGAUGUUUUCACCCAGUGGAACAAGGGUGUCCUCGACUCUUUCCUGAUUGAGAUCACCAGGGACAUCAUGUACUUCAACGACGAGGACGGACUUCCCCUGGUUGAGAAGAUCCUCGACAAGGCCGGCCAGAAGGGUACCGGCAAGUGGACCACCAUCAACGCCCUGGACCUGGGCAUGCCCGUCACCCUGAUCGGUGAGGCUGUCUUCGGUCGCUGCCUGUCGGGCAUCAAGGAGCAGCGUGUCCGUGCUUCCCAGAAGCUCGAGUACAUUGGCCGCACCAGCUCUUUCGAGGGCAACAAGGAGCAGUUCAUCAAGGACCUCGAGCAGGCUCUUUACGCCUCCAAGAUCAUCUCGUAUGCUCAGGGUUUCAUGCUGAUGCAGGAGGCCGCCAAGGAGUACGGCUGGAAGCUGAACAAGCCUUCGAUCGCCCUCAUGUGGCGUGGUGGCUGCAUCAUCCGUUCCGUCUUCCUGAAGGACAUUACCUCGGCUUACCGCAAGAACCCCGACUUGGAGAACCUCCUCUUCGACGACUUCUUCAACAAGGCCAUCAACAACGCCCAGCCCGGGUGGCGUGAGGUUGUCGGCCGUGCCGCCUUCCUCGGUAUCCCGACCCCCGCCUUCUCGACCGCUCUGUCAUGGUUCGACGGUUACCGCACCAAGGACCUGCCCGCCAACCUUCUGCAGGCCCAGCGUGACUACUUCGGUGCCCACACCUUCCGCAUCAAGCCCGAGUUUGCCAACGCCAAGUACCCUGAGGGCCAGGACAUCCACGUCAACUGGACCGGCCGUGGUGGCAACGUGUCUGCCAGCACGUACCAGGCGUAAGUUGAGGUUUAGGAGAACCAGGGGACGAACAAGAGAAAACAAACAAACCAGAAAAAAAAUGUAGGAAAAUAUUCUGGGAUGGGAUAUAGGUAGACGCCACAAAAUACUCCUAGAGGCACGGUACCCAGUCAAUGAUGAAUGUCCUUUUUCGCAGUUAUGAAUCUGGAGCUUGGCGAUGAUUUGAGUAGAGUGAUGAUAUUUUGAAUAAAAUCAUGAGAUGUAUGAUGAAAGUUUAACGCUAAACUAUUUAAAGUUCGCUUGUAUGUUUUGUUUAGCGCUGUAAACAAAAGCCAGGAAAACAAUAAAUUGAGAUCACAGUGGGCAAUCCCGAAUGCCAAAACCAAAAAGAAUGUUGAUGGAUUGAAG
Molecule: messenger RNA, 1996 nt
Organism: Pyricularia oryzae 70-15
Lineage: Eukaryota; Fungi; Ascomycota; Sordariomycetes; Magnaporthales; Pyriculariaceae
Product: 6-phosphogluconate dehydrogenase
Exons: 5
Coding region: 152-1630 (492 amino acids)
Biological process (GO): pentose-phosphate shunt; pentose-phosphate shunt, oxidative branch
Cellular component (GO): cytosol
Molecular function (GO): NADP binding; phosphogluconate dehydrogenase (decarboxylating) activity
Source: RefSeq, a predicted model, not a curated record